This is a messenger RNA of Lodderomyces elongisporus, 1185 nucleotides long. It is a transcript of the gene PDR16, whose product is annotated as phosphatidylinositol transporter. The record is from RefSeq and is a predicted model, not a curated record. The transcript has a single exon. Gene Ontology annotation, molecular function: phosphatidylinositol transfer activity. Lineage: Eukaryota; Fungi; Ascomycota; Pichiomycetes; Serinales; Debaryomycetaceae. Bases 1 to 1185 code for a protein of 394 amino acids.
AUGUUUGGCAAAUUAAAGAAUAAGAUAACUGCGUCAAGCUCGAAAACACCCCCUCCAUCUGGCGAUUCCUCUGAGACUUCAUCCUUAAAUGAGAAGAUUAAAAACGGUCUUUCAACAACACACGAAGGUGACGACCAACAAAGCUUGAGCUCUGGCGCAUCAUCAUCCAAAAAUGGGUUAUCUGCAUCCACACCAAGAUACAUCCCAUUCGACGCUCCUUCUACCGAAUCGCACAUUCCCUCGGAGCCCAAAUUAACCGAGGAACAAAAGGGCAUGUAUUUAAAAGUAUUGAAGUAUUUUCAAAACCCAGACUUGUGUAUAUCUACCAGUGAGGAGAAUCACAAGCACAAGAUCAGGUGCAGUCCCAAUGAUGGUGGCUUAUUGACUGCUGGUGAAAAAUCGUGGUUAACGAGAGAGUGCUUUUUAAGAUAUUUGCGUGCAACCAAGUGGCACGUUGAGGAGGCAAUUGACAGAAUCGAGCUCACCUUGGCGUGGAGGAGAGAGUUUGGCAUUAGCGAGCCAUUUGACAAAGACAAUGAAGUUGAUGGUAAACUCACAGGUCCGGAAAAUGAGACUGGUAAAGAAGUUAUCUUGGGUUACGACAAUGACUCUAGACCAUGUCUUUACUUGAAACCUGGUAGACAAAACACAAAAACAAGUCAGAGACAAGUACAGCACCUUGUGUACAUGUUGGAGAAAGUUAUUGACUACAUGCCAUCAGGUCAAGACUCCCUAGCAUUAUUGAUUGAUUUCAAGGCACACCCCGUGGGCACUCAAGGUGGUAAGAUCCCACCAGUGGGUACGGGAAGACAAGUGUUGCACAUCUUGCAAACCCACUAUCCUGAGAGAUUGGGUAAGGCAUUAUUAACAAACAUUCCAUGGUUGGGAUGGACUUUUUUGAAAAUCAUUCAUCCAUUCAUAGAUCCAUUGACAAGAGAGAAAUUGGUCUUUGACCAACCAUUUGAGAAUUAUGUCCCAAAAGUUCAAUUGGACAAGGAUUUCCAUGGCGAUGUCAAUUUUGUAUAUGAACAUGACAAGUACUGGCCAAAGAUGAUUGAAAUCAGUCAGGAAAAGAAACAUAAAUAUUUCACCAGAUUUGAAAAAUUUGGCGCAUGUAUAGGGUUGAGCGAAGUGGAUUUACGUGGUGAUAAUGAGGAGCUUAUACACCCGGUAGGUACCAUAUAG